Messenger RNA from Cajanus cajan (pigeon pea), 924 nucleotides. RefSeq lists its product as uncharacterized. The record is from RefSeq and is a predicted model, not a curated record. Lineage: Eukaryota; Viridiplantae; Streptophyta; Magnoliopsida; Fabales; Fabaceae. Gene Ontology annotation, molecular function: nucleic acid binding; RNA-DNA hybrid ribonuclease activity.
AUGAAGAUCUUUCUAUGGCGCUUACUACGUGGAUGUUUACCUACAAGAAUAAAUUUGCAACGUAAGCAUGUGCCAUGCACCACGCUUUGUGUCUCGUGCAACUCAGAACUAGAGAAUGAGUGGCACGUAUUCUUCACAUGUGCAGCUGCAAAAGACAUAUGGACAUCUUCGGGUAUGUGGGAUAAGAUAAAAAAUAUUGUAGAGCAGGGUGAAGGCACCACAGACACCGUUUUUCAGCUCCUAAAUCAUUUGGAUACAAAGGAAGCAACAGAACUAUUAGCACUACUAUGGUGCAUCUGGCGUAGAAGAAAUGAUAAGCUCUGGAAUGAUGUUUCCAGCCCUAUAGGAGUAUCCAUUUUCCUCGCAAGACAACGUCUGGAAGAAUGGUUAGCCGCAAGAACAACUAACCUAGCCCCAUCACCACGGGUUGCUGAACCUAACUACUGGGUCAAGCCACAACCAGGUUUCAUGAAGUGCAACACUGAUGCUGCAAUUUUCAAAGACACAAACAGUUAUAGCUUCGCUUUUUGCCUUCGAGAUAACCAUGGAAGGUUCAAAGCAGCAACCACGGGAUGGUAUCAUGGACUCUCACCUCGACAUGAAGCAGAAGUUAUAGCUUGUAUUGAGGCUAUGUCUUGGCUCACAAACUCUUCUUAUGAGAACGUCCUAAUUGAACUUGACUGUAAAACAGUGGUUGAUGACCUACAUGGAUCUAAUCAACUCUUAUCUGAAUAUGGUCUUCUGAUCCAAAAAGGACGAUCUAUCUUAGCCUCUCAUAAAAACCUCUCGGUUAGGUUUAUUAGGAGACAAGCAAAUCAUGUUGCUCAUUCCCUAGCAAGGGCAGCAAGAUCAUACGCUAGUCCCCACACUUUUGAUUUUAUUCCACCAUGUAUUACUUCUCUUAUUAUGAAAGAAAUGAAUUAG